This is a messenger RNA of Paramecium tetraurelia, 1931 nucleotides long. RefSeq lists its product as uncharacterized. The record is from RefSeq and is a predicted model, not a curated record. NCBI's taxonomy places the organism in Eukaryota, Ciliophora, Oligohymenophorea, Peniculida, Parameciidae. The transcript is spliced from 4 exons.
AUGUCAAAAAAGAGAUUGGAUCGUUUGGAUGCUGGAUAAUGUUCUACUGAUCGUAGUCAUCAUAAAAAUAACAACAGUACUGAUCUCAAUUUUACUCUCCAUUAGAGAUUGAAUAGCAAUGUUGAUGAGUAACUACAAUCCAAAAUUACAUUCUUUUCUAAAUUCAAACAAAAAGACAUGCCUCAAGUCAAUGAUUCUCUGUAGGGGAUGGCUCAAACCUUAUCUAAAGUCUCAUUUAAUGAAAUUCAGCAUCAUCAAUUACAAAGAGAAUAUGAGAAGAUCAAAACCGAAUUAGCUUAAUUUAGAGCUUAACAAAUCAAAUUAUAUUCCACAAUCACUAAAUUGUAAAAAGACAAUCAAACCCUUAUGGAGAAGUUAAAGUUUUAUGACGAAGAAAAACUUAAUUUAUAAAGAAAAAUUUAAAUUGAACAGAAGUAAAACGAAGAAUUAACCAAAAAACUUAAAAGAUCUGAACAGCGAAUCUAAAUUAUUCUGGAAUCAAACAUCAUCUUCCAAAAAGAUCAAAUUAAAACCACACUCUUAGACACCCUACACGAAAAUGAGCAUUACAAAAUGGAAGCCAUUCAAAAGCAAAAAGAUUUACAGAAGUAUUAUAUGAUAAUCAAUCAUAGACUCUAAAUUAAUAAUAGUAAUCUUAACCAUAAAUUAAAUCGACUCACAAAUCGAAUCGUUGCAGCUCAAAGACACCAAACAGAAUCCGAAUUCAUUGAUCAAGAUAAAAUGGUUAUCACUUUCACUGAAAUCCCAACAAACUUUAUCUUCAGACACAUCUUCCAAAAUAUAGAAUGCAAAUAAUUCAUAUCAACAUCGCUUGAAUAAACCCCAGAAUAAUUUGGCUCCCACUUCAAUCUUAUACCUUAGGAUCAAAAGAAAAUCCAUUUAAUUUGGCUAUUUAAUCAUAUGGUGAAUUAUCGUGAAUUCAGUUAACAGCAUAACAAUUUUAUAAUUAAAUUGACUGAAUUGAUAGUGAUUAAAACUUAUCCAGAAUUAUAUUCCUUCAUCUAAAACAUUUCCUAGUUUUUAAAAGUAUAAAGACUAACACUUUGGCUUAGAGAUUAUUGGACUGGUUUUUUUGAGACAAUACAAGAAGGUCAGUCCUAAAAAAUCAUCUGUUCGAAAGGGUCAUUUAAAGAUUGCUUAGAAUAAAGAGAGGCUGUCAAUAAACUCACUGCACAAAGACAUCUCCUAUAUCAAGAUAGCAAGGGAGAUGAUAUAUAUCAAGAGAACACAUACCUAUACCCCUUAAUCACAGAUACUGUUCUACCUGCUGGCCUUUUAGAAGUGUUCCAACCAACACAAAAUAACUCCUAUUCAGAUAUCCAAUACUUUACUGCUUUACUAGGUACUUUUGUAAAAAUUGUGGUGUAAAAAAUUGAAAAUGAAAUUGUGAUGCAAAAUGUUGCCAAACAAAAAGACAUUUUAAUAAGUCAAUUCCUAUGCUUGAUGUAGUCAAAUGACAAGCUAUAAUUCACAAACUCAGUAAAGGAAAUGCAAUCUAAACUCUUACAAAUUUCAACAUGUGAAAUUAUCUUUAUAGAAAAUAAUCAAAUGUUCAAAUAUGAUCGUUAAGGUUUAUAAUCUAUUAGCUGCAUUGCAGGAGUAUGUGGACAGAUUGCUUAAAAUUAAAAACCUGCCUUCUUUUCCAAUCUCACAAAAUAAGUACAUUAUAAUCAAUUGAUUGAUAUGUAUACACUUGCUCCAGUGUAUAUCUAUCCAAUCGUAUAGGAUAAUGAAUGCAAAGCAGUUAUUGAAUUAACAUUGACUAAUAAACAAAUUGAUCGUCAUCGUUUUAGAGAUCCAUUGACUAGUUUGAACUAAUAAUCUAAUUAAGCUCGGAUGUUUUGUGAAUGUGUGCAAACAGCCUAUCUAUGCAAAUUUAAUUGACUAAAUUGAUUAAAUGUUUUAUAAUU